Messenger RNA from Raphanus sativus (radish), 1065 nucleotides. RefSeq names its product hsp70-Hsp90 organizing protein 2-like. The transcript has 3 exons. NCBI's taxonomy places the organism in Eukaryota, Viridiplantae, Streptophyta, Magnoliopsida, Brassicales, Brassicaceae. The record is from RefSeq and is a predicted model, not a curated record. Bases 1 to 885 code for a protein of 294 amino acids. Gene Ontology annotation, molecular function: Hsp90 protein binding.
AUGACAGCAUCAGAAACUAAGGGAGACAGAUUUUUCUCUUCUAAUCUUCACAUGGAUGCCGCCGUUAAGAGCUACACCACCGCACUCAAUCAAGCUCCAGACGACCAUCACUUACACGUCCUCUACUCCAAGCGUUCAGCUGCUCACUUGAAGGACAAGAAAUAUGAAGAAGCUCUCGCAGACGCAAAGUUGGCCCUCCACCUGAAACCGGAAUGGGCAGAGGCUCAUAGCCGCGUCGCUGCUGCUCAUUACGCUUUGGGGAACAUUUUUUUCAAAAAAGCUAAGGCUUGCUACGUACUGAGUGAAAGUAAUCGGACGAGUGGGUUCAUGGAAGACCAUGAUUUCAACAACUUGAUGAAAGAACUCUGUGAACAUCCGAGACGUAUCCAUCUCUACAUGGAAGAGGCGAAUGUUAUAGAUGCUUUGUACGUUUUGCUGAACGAUACACUGCCUUCUAGAAACGUUCUGGUUACUACAUUUACCAAAUCAAUACCAGGAAGCUCUCUCAGAUGCCAGCUUGUUACCCAAAUGAAGCCAUCUCGGUCAGAGGGUCAUGUCCUUAUGGGUGAUGCUCUUAAGGGCUUGGGGUUACAUGAGUUCGAAUUAGCUGUGGUUGCAUACAAGAAAGGGCUCUCCACCCAUUCAGCCAGUAAGAGUAUGAGAUCCGGGUUAGCACACUCCCUGGCUCAUCUGUCAAGUCCUUUUGGAGAUGCCUUGGGGCCGAACAUGUGGGGGAAACUGAGCAGGAAUCCUCGGACCAGUGCGUUUAUGAAACAGGAAGGCUUCGUUCAACUGAUGGACAAGUUCUCGGAAUCACCUUUCACUUUCCAUCUUAAGCUUGAUGACGUAAGAGUGAUUGAAGCUAUUCUUUUUUUCGUUGAGUGAUCAAACCGUAGUACACCACGAGAUGGGGAUGGACGUCGAAGCUGUUUAAAAUGAGGAAACAAACCUAGCACAAGCUGUUGAAGCUCAAGCAAUAAAAGCUGUAAAAGACGCAUCUCUCUCUUCCGGUGACUUCUCUGACGCCGUUAGUCACUACACCGCUGCAAUUGAUAUCGAUCCAAA